AUGCCUGAUCUCCAUACUCUCCCCGAGGGGACACGUCCCUCCAAUGCUAUUCGCAACAAUGGCCCGGUAGAUUUGGCGAUUGAGCGCUACAAACUACGCGAGCUCGCCGAAGGUUGGCCUUGCUACCGAGAUGCCUGUGAAUGGCAAAAUCUGAAAUCGAUUUUCCACCAGGACGCAUAUAUCUACACAUCAUGGACAGGCCGUACCCAUUUCAUGGAUUUUAUCGAGGCCUCUCAGAAGGGCAUGGAUAAUGGUGCAUUUAUCAUGCAUCGUAUUCACGGGUUGUCCACAGACAUCAAUCUGGCUGCUACCCUCGCAGUGACAAAGAUGAAAGCGACCAUAACUCAGAGAUUCGAUCUCAAUGGUGCCGAGGCCGAUGCCGAGUCUGACUGCCGAUUUGUGUUCUUCUGGAGCAAGGAUUCUCGCUCGAACGAGUGGAGAGCCAACUUUGUGCGACACUUUUAUGAAAAGGACAAACUUAUUCCGGUGAAUCCAAACCGGGUUCCCGAGUUGGAUAUGGAGAAACUCAAGGAAUUUCCUGUUGGCUAUCGAUAUCUUGGAUAUUGUCAAGAAAUGACGAUGGGUGUUAAAGUCAUCAAGGAUCUGCCAGGUAAUCGCAGGGAGAUUGGUACUGCGAACCGGGAGAAACAUGACAUGUUGUAUAGACAAAUCAAGAGUUGGAUGGACGGAGAGAUGAUUGAGGUGUAG
Messenger RNA from Penicillium nucicola, 708 nucleotides. RefSeq names its product pathogenesis associated protein Pep2. The record is from RefSeq and is a predicted model, not a curated record. Lineage: Eukaryota; Fungi; Ascomycota; Eurotiomycetes; Eurotiales; Aspergillaceae. Bases 1 to 708 code for a protein of 235 amino acids. The transcript is spliced from 2 exons.